CACGCACCUUUAUUAGUCGUCGCUCUCCGCCUGCCGAUGUGAUUACACCUGCCCCGUCCUCUCCCUCGGCCGUCCUCCUCCCUGGCUUUUACGCUCUGACAUCGUCGCCUGCGUCUCCUCCUCCUCCUCCUCAUCCUCCGCCUCCUCCUUCCCUUCCUCCUCGACCUCCUUCACGCACUCGGCGCGACUCAUGUCCAAAGUCUGAGAUGGACGUGGAGGCGGCGGGCAUGGUGGUGAAGGGUCCGUGGGACGACGACGUCCGCGCUGUCCAGCAGCGCCUCGCGGACAUCUUCACGAGCGUGUUCACCACGUGUGACGUGCCCGAGCACGCCAUCCUGGGGCCCUGCCUCCUGUCCAGCGCAUCCUUCAUCGACACCAUCGCCUUCAUCGCGCUCAAGGCCGUGGACAAGCGCACCGCGCCCUACGUAUUCAGGGUGGACACCACCGCGUCCCAGGGCGCGGCGGACGGCGUCGCGUGGCUGCGUCUGGUGCAACCGGCGAGGGACCGCGCCGAGCAGAAUCUCGAGGCCUACCUCAAGAACGGGCAGCUCUUCUACCGCUCGCUGCGCAAGAUCUCGCGCGACGAGGAGCUGCUGGUGUGGUACGGCAGGGAGCUGGCCGCCCUGCUGCGACUCGACGACACAGUGCCGCACAAGGCCGCCAACGGAGGCGUCUCCCCAUCGUCCCCGCUGCUGCGCUGUGGCGAGUGCCAGCAGGCGUUCCACUUCGAGUUCCCCUACGCGGCGCACUUGCGCUUCCUGUGCCAGAAGCGGCGCGACUUCUCGAUCCUGCACGAGAACCUGCGCAUCCUCGCCUUCCCGGGGGGCGGCCCCGCGCACCACCACCACCACGGGGUUGGCGGCGGUGGUGGCGCCGUGCUGUCCCCGGCGGCCCUCCUUCACCAGCACCUGCUCGAGGGCAAGCGGGCGGCCGCCGCGGCUGCCGCAGCCGCAGCCGGCCUCUUCCUGGAGAGCGGAAAGCGCGUCACCAACUUCCACAGCCUGGCGCACGACAUGGAGAAGGCGCGGCGGCCGUCGAGCGACGCGGACGAAAGGACGCCCGCCAAGAGGGCGCGGGCGAGCGCUAAACCGCUGCCCGCCUCGGGUGACUCCCCGCCAGCGGCUGCGGCCAAGGGCGACUGUGCGCUCGUGAGCAAGGCCGCGUCGGUGCCCGUCGCGGGCGCUCUCGACGAGCACCGCGACGCCACCACCACCACCAACAUCGGCGGCUGCGACGGGGCUACCCGCGACGAGCGAGUGGUGAAGGACGACCGCGAGCGCUCCUCGGAUGACGUCGACGAGGUGCGGGAGGCGCCGAGGAGGCCGUGCUACGCGACGGACGCGCUGCAGCAGCAGCAGCAGCACGGCUCGAAGCGCAGCGCGUUCACAGAGGUGGUGCGCAAGGCGGGCAAGGAGCGCGCCGAGGACGAGGCGUGCGAGGCGUUCGCCGCGGCGCUCAGGAGCCGGAGCGCCUCCGCGGAGCUGUGCGGCGGUGCCAAGACUCUGUCCGAGACGCGCGCCGAGGUGGCCAUCAACGCCGCGGCCGCCUUCACGUCGCUGCUCAAGUCGCCGCUCGGCGGCGCGGAGCGCAAGAGCGCCUUCUCGCAGCCCGUGCGGCCAUUCGCGCAGCUCUCCGCCUCCAUGCUGCCUCCCUCCAUGCAGGGCUCGAAGCAGCACGGCCUCGAGAUCAACGGAGGAGGCGGCUUGCAGAACGCGUACAAGCAUCACCAGCAGCAGCAGCAGCACCACACGCCGCACCAUCAUCAUCACCACCAUCAGCAGCACCAUCAGCAGCAGCAGACCCCGUUCCUACUCGCACCCGCCUUCUGGCCCAAGGCGACCGCGAUCCCAGUGCAGCUGCCCGGAGCGCUGCCCCUGCUGCCCCCGACGCUCACGCCGUUGGGGCUGCCCGCGCAGAACUGGUGCGCCAAGUGCAACACGUCGUUUCGGAUGACCUCCGACUUGGUGUACCACAUGCGCUCGCACCACAAGAAGGAGUACGCGGAGGAGCCGGUGCUCAAGCGGCGCCGCGAGGACAAGCUCAAGUGCCCCAUCUGCAACGAGACGUUCCGAGAGCGUCACCACCUCUCCAGACACAUGACCUCGCACAAUUAAAGGCCCCCCCCGGCUUUCGCUGGCUUUGUUGCUCCUACGACCGGGGUUUAACUGAACCCAAUUCACCCACCCCACACCCACCACCACCCCACCCCCACCACGGACGUGCAAUUUUCAACGUUGUUGUUGUUACCAAAUCGUCUCCGUUGCGCGCUGCACGCGGCUGGUGAUUGCAAAACAAGUCCCGCGUGACGAAGAGAGCGCCGAGUGUAAUUCAUAGUUAUUCGUGGUGUGUGUGUGCGGGUUACGUCUGGAAGACAAAGGCGUGGGCACGGGCGUGACGUUGGCCACACACCAUCCCGUGUUGCCCUGCCGGCCUUGAUAGGUGCUCGCAAACAGCGCUUGUCCCCCAACAGUCUGUGUUACAGGCGACACGGAGCGGUGUCUGUCCCUCGUCAUCGUCCGCGCAGGUCACGUGUGAUUUAAGCGCCGAUGAAAUCGUAGAGAUCGUGUGUGCGACGCAGGCCUCGAUAUUUCAUGAGACAUUCUCGGAACACCCCCGAGGUUACGGAUCUCCCCCCACGGCACUCCCACCACCCCCCCCCCUCUCUACAGCGCGCGGGUUUGGGGAGGGGGUAUUUUCAGGAGAUCAGCCCCGGACAGCUCCGACUGAAAUGAAGCAACGUCUGUGUACGUGUGGAACUCGAGUACAGAUCUGGCGUGCCCCACGCGACGCACCCGAAAUUUGAAUCGGCCCCUUCCAGCGUCACGUCAUGUUACGUGUUUAGCAAUCAUCGGGCGCGUGCGGCGUGUAACACCGUGAUUUGUAUCUGCACGGAGAAAAUUGCUGAAACGUUGAAAAUGCGGACCGUGUUUCUGUCGCGAUGACUGGAUUUUGCAAGACUCUGCGCUUGGGCCAGGCUAAGCAGAGAUCAUGUAUAUACUGUAUAUGGUAUAAACGUAUAUAUGAAACACAGUGUAUAUACGGUAUAUAGAGCGCGCAUGUUGCGCCUUUAGAGAGGUAUUUAUAUAUACAGUACACGAGACGGGGUUCAAAACGUUCCGCGUUACGAGACACUGGGCCCUGUCGCGCGAGCAGCAUCCCAUAGCCGUCUCGGCGACGAGUCGAUCACCAGUUACGUCGACUUGUCUGCCGAGUAGCACGCUUGGUCAACGUACGGCGCGAAAGAA
This is a messenger RNA of Lethenteron reissneri (Far Eastern brook lamprey), 3245 nucleotides long. Its product is annotated as PR domain zinc finger protein 8-like. Gene Ontology annotation, biological process: oligodendrocyte development; regulation of DNA-templated transcription. Gene Ontology annotation, molecular function: protein binding. The record is from RefSeq and is a predicted model, not a curated record. Gene Ontology annotation, cellular component: nucleus. Lineage: Eukaryota; Metazoa; Chordata; Hyperoartia; Petromyzontiformes; Petromyzontidae.